ACUGAGGAACUUGACAGCCCCGCAUCCUCCUGCACAGGACCUGAGUGCGUAAAAUCGAGCUGCAGUUACAGUGCAGCCCGUCAGUUACCUGUGCAACUUUGUUUAGUUAAUUUCAUCCCUUUAAAAGCCAUUUAGAAACUUCCAGAGCAGAAGAAGAUGAACGUGAGCGGGCUCAGCAGUUGUGAUUUCGAGCGGCAUUUCGACGAAAGACGAGCUGCGGAAUGGAUGCAAGAAAACUGGAGCAAGUCAUUUAUGCUCUGUGGCCUGUAUGCUGCACUCGUGUUUGGCGGCCAGCACUUCAUGAGAGAAAGGCCGAAGCUGAACCUGCGGCGGCCGUUAGCGCUGUGGUCUCUAAGCCUGGCCGUCUUCAGUAUCAUUGGAGCAGUCAGGACUGGAUCAUACAUGUUGCACGUCCUCACACAUGGCAGCUUCAAAGAGUCUGUGUGUGACAACAGUUUCUACCGAGCCCCCAUCACCAAGUUCUGGGCAUACGCCUUUGCUAUUAGCAAAGCCCCUGAGCUGGGAGACACCAUGUUCAUCAUCUUGCGGAAGCAGCGCCUCAUCUUCCUGCACUGGUACCACCACAUCACUGUGCUGCUUUACUCCUGGUACUCCUACAAGGACCAGGUGGCAGGCGGCAGCUGGUUCAUGACCAUGAACUACAUGGUUCACUCCCUCAUGUACACCUACUACGCAGCACGAGCGGCCGGCCUGCGGGUGCCCCGCCCCUGUGCCAUGAUCAUCACAGUCGCGCAGAUCCUGCAGAUGGCAAUGGGCCUGGCCGUCCUGGGCCUGGUUUACCUCUGGAUGCAUGAGGUGCGCUGUCCCUCCAACAUGGGCAACAUUACUUGGGGCUCACUCAUGUACCUCAGCUACUUGGUCCUUUUUGCCUUGUUCUUCUACAACAGCUACCUCAAAGACUCCUCAAGGGAUAAAGGAUCCAAGGCAGAGUAACAUGUUGUAUUAAAAUGUGCCGCCAGCAGAAAUGACCAACAGGGAAAGGCCGUGAAUGAGUGAGUCACAGCUGGUUUACUGGUUAUUUGGUGUUCCUGCUGUUACUGAUUGACUUUUAUUGCCAUCUGCAGCUUUGAUGUCAUAGGUUGUAGGAAGUACUUGGCACAUUUUAUUGUGAUCUCAUUUAUAGUUAGGAGAAAGAAGGGAGAGGAGACGCACUAUUUUAGUACUUAAUUUUAUUUUAAAUAAUGUCUUGGUCACUCAGACUCAGCUAAUGUCUAAAAAACAUGAGGACAAAUAAUCUUUUAAAAAUGUGUUAAAAAGGUUGCCUUUAAUAUAUUUGUUAAAACUGAUCUAAAGGGAAAAGCACUUAUUAAGUUUAUAAAACGUUUUAUUAAUUGCACAAUGUUGAAAUCAGGGAUCUUUAUACUCGGUUUGAAGCCUGUAAGACACUGACUGUAUAGUGUCUUACUGUAUAAGCACUUGUAGAAAAUCUUUUGUUUAGCCUGCAAAUGACCAGAAAUGUGAAAAUAACUAGUUUUUUUCUGCAUCUCCAGCUGAGCAGCAGUUUAGAGAAUCAUUUAGCUACAGAAGAGGUUCUCCCAAACUCGCUGGCGUUUAACCACUGUGUACAGAAAACAUGUUAAUUUUUACAUUUCUAUUGUAAAAAGCUCCAAACUAUGGUUUUGUCCAGUCUUCUGCUUAGUAUUUACAAGUUUUUGUUUAAACUUUUUUAAAACAGUCUUUAAAGUCCCAAAACACGAAGACCCGAAGUUGCAUCACUGAUGCGUUCAGGUGCAUCAGAAGAUGUGUUUAGCACAACAUGUUGAAUAGCAGGGAUAU
Melanotaenia boesemani (Boeseman's rainbowfish) is the source of this 1797-nucleotide messenger RNA. Its product is annotated as elongation of very long chain fatty acids protein 6-like. Gene Ontology annotation, cellular component: endoplasmic reticulum membrane; endoplasmic reticulum. Gene Ontology annotation, biological process: fatty acid elongation, saturated fatty acid; sphingolipid biosynthetic process; very long-chain fatty acid biosynthetic process. The record is from RefSeq and is a predicted model, not a curated record. Bases 157 to 954 code for a protein of 265 amino acids. Gene Ontology annotation, molecular function: fatty acid elongase activity. NCBI's taxonomy places the organism in Eukaryota, Metazoa, Chordata, Actinopteri, Atheriniformes, Melanotaeniidae. The transcript is spliced from 4 exons.